CAUAUGAUCUUCCCUAAAUAUCUGGAAGAUCUUCGCUAGGUUUCUCUCCGGUGUAAGCACUCUAGCUCGCUGAUCGAUCCCUCUGGCGGUGAAAAUUUGAGAUGGAUCUCGAUGAGAAGGCGCGCGCGAGGAUGUAUCACCUGGCGUGCCAUCUCGAGGACGGGUUGCGGCUCCAAUCGGGCCCUUUGAUCGUUAGAUCGGAGUGUUCCUCCACCCCCGCAUUUUCGGGAAAUCGUCGCGAUAGCAUGCUCAUGUUUGCGAGGCAAGGGGCCGAAGCAAGAGGACAAUUCAUGCGACCUGCCGAGUUAAAACAGGCACGUAGAAAAAAAUGCGAUGUUCUUCCUUUGUUUCCAUUUCCGUUCUAUGAUUCCGUGAAUUUCUUUCUUCAGGUGAUACCGGAUGGCGAGAGCCGAGCGAGUCUUUCCAAGAACACUAGCAAAAUCAGUGGCGACUGUGCCAAAAAAGAAGACGAGGAGUUCUCCAACAGCAAAGUAGUGAAGUCUCGUGAAGAUGAAACUCCACUCUUUGCGAGGCCGGCGUCCAAGCAUGCGGCACAAAUCAAGAGCUCUCGUCCUGUUACCGAGGCUUCAGAAAAACGCGAGACUUCCAUCCGAGGCUUUGAGUGGUCUCCUCGCAUGGAUGUCACGGAGUCUGACUCCGAGCACAUUGUGACGGUGGAGCUACCAGGUGUAAACGCCGAAGGAAUUCGAGUGGAGAUCGACCGUGGAAGGCUUGUAGUGACUGGAUUUCGCUCCAGGGAGUGGUGGUCGAGCUCCCAGUCUUUCACUCAGAGUUCCGAGAGCGACUGCAGGGUUUAUCACCGGCGAGAUAUUUCCUACGGCCCCUACCGCUCGGUGUGGAGUGUGCCCAAGAAUGCCAACUUGAAUGGAGCCACUGCCGAGUUUAUCGACGGGUUUUUGCGUGUGAUCAUUCCGAAGUCUUAAGAGCUUGAGCUCAAGGUUGCUCGCUAUAGCUAAGUAUCUGUAAAUUUGGAGCUAGCUAUGCAUAUAAAUAAAUAAAUAAAUAAAUAAUUAGUGCA
Selaginella moellendorffii is the source of this 1039-nucleotide messenger RNA. RefSeq lists its product as uncharacterized. Lineage: Eukaryota; Viridiplantae; Streptophyta; Lycopodiopsida; Selaginellales; Selaginellaceae. The record is from RefSeq and is a predicted model, not a curated record. Gene Ontology annotation, biological process: protein folding; response to heat; response to hydrogen peroxide. The transcript is spliced from 5 exons. The coding region runs from base 102 to 944 and encodes 280 amino acids.